AUGUGCAACACGCCCCGAAGCACGUCCACGCGGCAGAUCAAGCGCGUCUCCACCUUCGACGAGCAUGCCCGGCUCGCCCACCUCGCGCGCUCAUCCUCAACGCCAGGCUCGGCGCCGGCCUCUGGCUCGUCAUCGCCCAGUCCAGCAAGUCCCGCGGCAGCAUGGCCAGUGGCAUCCGGUCCGCGGGACAGCCCCGCCGACCCCGCCGCACGGCUGGAGCAGCCCACGUCCCCGCUCAAGUCUGCUGUGACUGCUGCUGCACCAGCACGAGCCAAGCCGCCUGCCACUUCUGCUGCCGCUCCUGCCACUUCUGCUGUUGCUACUGCUGCUGCUCCUCCUGCAAGUAUCCCGCGUGCAAAGAGUCAAGGCUUCUCGGCGCCCGACCCGGUAGCACCAAGAACAGAGGUGGCGACGAACAGCGACCCGGGCUCCACCCUGUUGCCUUCUGAGCUCGCAAGAAGCCGCCAGCAGCAACACCAGACCACCUCGAGCAUGUUUUCGUCAGUACAGCUCACACCAAGUCCAACUGCAAACGUCGAGCGGUCCAAGAAUACAGAGCCUACGCACACAGAGCCGAGUCACACCUCAAGGCCCCGGCCACCUUCUGAGCCGCUCAAAAGCCGCCAGCAACAGCAUGACGCCAACUCUGGCACAUCCUCUCCCGUGCAGCUCACUCCAAGCCCAACUGCUAACGUCGAGCGGUCCACCGCCUCAGUUGAGACGCAAUCUCUGACGAACGCUACCAGGGCAAGCACGACCAAUGGCCAGGUUCCGAUGCCCGCUGCUCAGCAGCAGCAGCAGCAGCAGCAGCAGCAGCAGCAGCAGCAGCAGCAGCAGCAGCAUCCCGCGGACGAAGAGUCAAAGUUGCUCGGCGUCCGGCACGGCACCAAGACCAGAGCCUGUGCACCGAGACCCGCUCAACAAAACAAGCGACACCUCAAGGCCGCAGAGUCCUUCUGAGCUUCCAAGAACCACCCAGCAACAACAUGACACCAACUCCAGCAAGUCCUCUCCCGCACAGCUCACUCCAAGUCAAAAUAGUCCGGCUGCAAACGCCGAGCGCUCCACUGCCUCAGUCGAUGCACACCCAUCUCCCACCAAUGCGACAACCCUCACCACAACAGUAGCAAACACACCCAAUGGCCAGGUUCCGACGCUGGCUCUUGCACGUGAUGGCAGCGGGAAGUUUACUGGUGGGGUUCAGUUGAAAAAACCCGCUCUUCCAGGAGCGCCUCUUCAUGUAAGCUCGUCGUCUCGCACAACACAGCCCGCGUCCAGCAUUCCGUGGUGGACCUCUCAGGCAACGUCUCCUGGUCCAUCCCAGUUCCCUACGACCCCUGCCCCCGCGCUGGCUACUGCUGCCUCGUCUCCGUCCUUGACCUCUCCGUCCUUGACCUCUCCGUCCUUG
Capsaspora owczarzaki ATCC 30864 is the source of this 1408-nucleotide messenger RNA. RefSeq lists its product as hypothetical. NCBI's taxonomy places the organism in Eukaryota, Filasterea, Ministeriida, Capsasporidae. The transcript is spliced from 2 exons. The coding region runs from base 1 to 960 and encodes 319 amino acids. The record is from RefSeq and is a predicted model, not a curated record.